AGGGUGGGGGCCAAGUGGGCAAGGGCAGCUCUAUAAAGCAGAGCCACGGCACAGCAGGCGCUAAAGCCACCACCUCCAAGCCACGUGCCACCCUGCGACUGGAGACCAUGGCGCGGUGGUUCGCGUCCCCGCAUCUUGCCCCGCUGGUGCUGCUGCUACUGCAGCUGCUGUCACCAUCGACUGUUGCCCUGAAGCUCGGCUCUUGCCCUACGCCGCCCCCUGAUGCCGUGGGGACGUGCGACGAGGCGUGCAAGGACGACGAGAGCUGCCCCGGGGAGCAGAAGUGCUGCAGCAACGGCUGCGGCCACGGCUGCGUGGAGCCACUCGCACUGCACCCCGUUGACCCACUCCCAGACAAGCCCGGCGAGUGUCGCUACGUCAACACCGCGCUCGUCCGCUGCUCCAUCAAAGCCGCCAUCGACGAGUGCAAGCAGGACUGGCAGUGCCCGGGCAAGCAGAAGUGCUGCAACGUGGGGUGCAAGUUAAAGUGCAGCAAACCAGUCAAAAACAAGCACGGAUUUUGUCCGUACGUCGACACCAGGCUCAUCAAAUGCGCGUUCCGGCCCGACCUCAACAAAUGCCAGCAGGACUGGCAGUGCCCUGGCAAAGAGAAGUGCUGCAGCUCCGGCUGCGCCAUGAUCUGCACUCAGCCAGUGAAGGCUGGGUCGUGCCCGGUCCGGGACUUCUCGAACAUCGUCUGCAUCCGCUAUAACGACGGCUGCAGCAGUGACGACGACUGCCCUGACAAGCAGAAGUGCUGCAGCGUCCCGUGUGGGGUGGGCUGCGUGGAUCCAGAGCCGGUGAAGGACCAGAUCGGGAAGGAGUCUGAUGAAGAGGAGAAGGAGGAGUAGAGUCCACGCCCAGCAGCUCCACGUGCUUCUUGUUGCUGCUGCUGCUGCUCCCGCUGCAGAGCGUCUCUCGUCCCGUGUCUGGGGCUUCGCGGUGACGCGACCGAGCUCGCUCGCGCCGGCUAUCUGGAUGCAGCCGCUCGCUAUGGCAAUUCAACAGCUCCCGUUGGCUGUCCAAUAAAAGUGCUUUGCGCUGAAUGCUG
Molecule: messenger RNA, 1051 nt
Organism: Lethenteron reissneri (Far Eastern brook lamprey)
Lineage: Eukaryota; Metazoa; Chordata; Hyperoartia; Petromyzontiformes; Petromyzontidae
Product: WAP four-disulfide core domain protein 3-like
Biological process (GO): innate immune response; antibacterial humoral response
Cellular component (GO): extracellular region
Molecular function (GO): serine-type endopeptidase inhibitor activity
Source: RefSeq, a predicted model, not a curated record